AUGCAGCUCAAGGUGGGCAUCGUCGGCGCCGGCGCCGUCGGCACCUAUUUCGGCGUGCGCCUCGCGGAGCUGGGCCACGACGUGCGGUUCCUGCUGAACCCCGGCGAGGCGCCGCCGAAGGCGCUCACGGUCAACUCCUGGCAGGGCGACUUCGAGCUCGACGCGCCGACCUACGCGUCGUCGCCCGGCGAGCUCGCGGCGGCGGGCGAGGCGCUCGACUGGGUGCUCGUGGGCCUCAAGUCGACGGCGCUCGACGGCGACGGCGCGGGCCAGAUGGCGAGGCUCGUCGGCCCCGCCGUCGGCGACGGCACGCGCGUCCAGCUGCUCAUGAACGGCCUCGGCGCCGAGGAGCUCGCGGCGGACGCGUUCGGCGCGUCGAAAAUCCACGGCGGCCUCGUCUACGGCGGCUUCGGCCGGCCGGCGCCGGACGCCGUGCUCCACGAGGGCAUGGCCACGGAGCUGCGGGGCGGCUCCUUCGUCGACGACCCGGCGGAGAUCGCCGCCGCGGAGCGGCUCUGGAGCCCCGCGGCCGGCGGCGUCAAGCCGCCGGGCGCGAUUGUGUACGCGCCCCAGCCGUGCCUGCGCCUCGCCCAGUGGUCCAAGCUCGCCUGGAACAUCCCCUUCAACGGCGCGACGGUGUGCUCGAACUCGAACGUGGGGACGCUCUGGCGGAGCGACGGCGGCAAGGCCGCGGCGAUCGGCCUCAUGCGCGAGGUCAUCCGCGCCGCGAACGCG
Aureococcus anophagefferens is the source of this 735-nucleotide messenger RNA. RefSeq lists its product as hypothetical. The record is from RefSeq and is a predicted model, not a curated record. NCBI's taxonomy places the organism in Eukaryota, Pelagophyceae, Pelagomonadales, Pelagomonadaceae. The annotation marks the transcript as partial. Gene Ontology annotation, cellular component: cytoplasm. Gene Ontology annotation, molecular function: oxidoreductase activity. The transcript has a single exon.